Messenger RNA from Leptosia nina, 780 nucleotides. Lineage: Eukaryota; Metazoa; Arthropoda; Insecta; Lepidoptera; Pieridae. The record is from the annotation of a GenBank genome assembly.
AUGGGUUCAGAACAAUCAAUGCCACCCAAGAAACAGGCUCAGCGAGCCCCUCCCGUUCGUAGGGGAUAUACAGUGGCUGGCACGAGUUAUUCUGAUGGCAGGCGAGACACAAUAGCCAGUGGCAAUAAUUCACCUGGUGCGAGUAUGUGUUCAGACUCAGAACUGCCAUAUAUAUCUUAUACUGUGGAUAGGCCUAUUGGAGAUUCCCCAAAGCAUAUGUCAAGAGCUCAGAGAGAGAGCAAAAAGUCUAUGGCCCAUCGAAGACAAAUGAGUGUACAGGCGAGACGUACCCAGAGGCCUCGAGAUAUUGUUGUUGUAAAAGGGCCAAGUGACUCCCAACUUGAUGAGGAUAUACGAAGACUUCAGGAAAUUCCUACGUUUCUUCCAAUAAUGCGGGGAACAUUGGGGCUGCCGGGAGCAAGGGAUCCAGAAGUAUUAGAAGGUCUCGAUUAUAGGCCAUGGGCUAGGCUUAGCUCCCGCCUGCAAGCACACUUAGCAGCGUGUGCACAUCCGCUCGCUAACACACAAGCGGCGCUAACUGCUCAGAUAAAACAGACGGACAGCGAAGUGUCGCGGGUGUACGCGCAAGCGGUGGAGAGACAACGCAGCAACGCUCGUCACGCGGAGAGACUCGCCCGCCUUAGAGACCUCUCGCACCAACUGGCGCGAUGCAACUCUAUUCUCACUGGAACACUGCGAGAUGCCGAAGAGCUAAACCAAAUGUUGCCUGAAAGUAGACGUCUCGCGCCAUUUGUGUGGAAUCAAAAGCAGUGCGUCUAG